CAUCUGGAUCAAAUGGUACGUAGCAUCAUCUGGAUAUGUGUGCAAUGAAAGUUCCACAUUCGCUUUCUGCUACCAUUUCUGUCAAGCCGUCUACACAUACAGUUUGUUGCAUACAUUCGACAAAAUCCAACGUAUGCACCACACAUAACGUUCUGCAACUGCCUCUGCAACGCAAUGCUGUUCGGCAAAUGCAGCGUUCCAUUGGAAAUUAAUAUACUUCUCAUGUACUGUCGGUGUGAUCGAGGCGUAAAUAUUACGUAAAGUUACGUCAACACCGCAGUCUCGCUACAGUAGCACACCCACUGAACGCCCCUGUACCACGACAGAGCUGACAUUGAAACCAAGGUGUGAACACGAUGGCGGCAGCUUUGCCAGCUCUGGACCCAGACCUGCUCCGGGAGGUCCUGGAGUGCCCCAUCUGCCUGGAGACUUACAACCAGGAGCAGCUGCGGCCCAAGCUCUUGCAGUGUGGCCACACUGUGUGCAGACAGUGUCUGGAAAAGCUGCUGGCUAGCACCAUUAACGGCGUGCGAUGCCCCUUCUGCAGCAGGGUCUCCCGCAUGAGCAGCAUCUCCCAGCUGGCCGACAACCUCACUGUGCUCAAGAUCCUGGACUGUGCCAGCUCCUGCACCACUGCCGGCGCCCUCAUGUGCAAGUCCUGCCGCAACCGCCUACCCCGACAGUACUGCCAAGACUGCGGCACGGUGCUCUGCGACCUCUGCAAGGGUGAGGGCCACCAGCAGCAAGGCCACACUGUCCAGCCCAUCCGGGCGGCCGCUGAGCAGCGCCGGAAGGACCUGGGUGGUAAGCUGGCAUCCCUCCGCGAAGCCAUGGACCACAUCCAGAAAAAGAGGGCAGCCAUUGACAGUCUGACAAAGAACAUGCGGGUAAAGUACCGGGCAGUGCAGCAGGAGUACGCCCGGGCUGAGCUGCGUCUGCAGGAGGAGCUGGGGCGCCAGCGGCGGGCCUUCGCUGCCUCCAUGGCCGAGGUGGAGAAGCUUAACAGUCAGAUCCUGGAGGAGCAGACAUACCUGCUGAACCUGGCCGAGGUGCAGGUGGUGUCCCGCUGCGACUACCUGACCAUGCAGGUGAAGCAGAGUGACAUUGCCCUGUUGGAGGACAACGGAGGGGUGAAGGAUGAGGAGGAGAUGGACCUAAGGAGCAGCCUGGACCUGCCUACUCUGAUCAAGCUCCAGGACCCUGAGCUGGUGACUACGGAGCAUCCCGAGGCCCUGGACGUGGCCCAGCUCACCACCAAACCCUGCACCGUCAACACUGAUGAGGAGGAGGGGCUGCUGGAGUUUGGGGUUGGUGCCAUGUGCAGGGCUGCAGGGGCGAUGGGGGACCUGUACAGAGACAUUGAUAUAGUAAUGCCUGUAGAUGAGGCUGUGUGUGCCUCACCGGGCAGCUUUAAAUCCAAGUCCAUGGAUGAAGGGGGGCCCUCCUCUCCCGGUGAUGCCAGGGCUCGCUCGGGGCCACAGCACUGCCAGUUUGUAAAAAAGAUGGGUUGCAAGGGUAACCUGCCGGGGAUGUUCAACCUGCCAGUUAGCAUCUGCGUCACCUCACAGGGUGAGGUCCUGGUGGCUGACCGGGGCAACUACCGCAUCCAGAUCUUUAACCGCAAAGGCUUCCAGAGGGAGAUCCGCCGCAACCCCAGCAGCAUCGACAACUUCGUCCUGAGUUUCCUGGGCGCCGACCUGCCCAACCUCAUCCCGCUGUCCAUCGCUAUCACGCCUCAGGGCCUCAUCGGGGUCACCGACAACUACGACAACUCGGUCAAGGUAUACACCACCGACGGCCACUGCGUGGCCUGCCACAAGAAUCAGCUGAUCAAGCCCUGGGGCAUCGCCGCCAUGCCCUCGGGUCAAUUUGUGGUGACUGACGUGGAGGGCGGCAAGCUCUGGUGCCUGGCGGUGGAUCGCAACGUGGGUGUGGUCAACUACAACCGCCUAUGCUCGGCCGUGCGGCCCAAGUUCGUGACAUGCGACGCAGCAGGCACUGUCUACUUCACCCAGGGGUUGGGCCUGAACAUUGAGAACCGCCACAACGAGCACCACCUAGAGGGGGGUUUCUCCAUCGGCUCGGUGGGCACGGAUGGCCAGCUGGGCAAACAGCUCAGCCACUUCUUCUCUGAGACUGAGGACUUCCGUUGCAUCACGGGCAUGUGCGUGGACGCAAACGGGGACCUUUUGGUGACAGACAGCGGCAGGAAGGAGAUCCUGCAGUUCCCCAAAGAGGGCGGCUUCAACGUGCUCAUCCAGGAGGGACUGACGUGCCCUGUGGGCGUGGCCGUCACACAGAAAGGACAGCUGAUGGUGCUGGACUGCUGGGACCACUGUGUAAAAGUCUACACGUACCUACAGAGGAGACGCUCCUCCACCUGCUAGGGGCUAAGAAACUACAAAUCUAGUGUGUGUGUAUGGGGGUGUGUGUACAGACGGUGGUGAACUGUUGAUCUGUCACUUUAAAAUAAAUGGCUUCAUUCCAAACAACUCAUGCUCCUCCAUGAUCUGAUCUCUGGUCAGUGCUUAGCAGGUCAUAUAAUGAGCCCAUAUUCUAAUCACUGAUCCGUGGUCAGUCAGUGGGACUGGCUAGGAGCAGACUGGAACCAAGCCUGUGUCUAUCUAACAUUUGAGCUGCAUUGGUUGAUUUUUAUGAAUCACAGCACUAAAGACAGCAAUAAUGCAUCAGUGUUGUCACUUUGGGGGUGGGGGAAACUGGUAUGUCAAUCAAUGUGUGAAAUUGUUAUAUUUUAAUUGAUGUACUAUACAAAAGAGGAGAUCUGAUCAUUUCUAAGCCUAAUGACGUGGCAAGAAAAUAAAUUGCUAAAAAUGAAUUGCGCUUACAGGCCUUAUCGGUUUAGAAGGAAUGUCUAAUCGAAAACUUCUCAAACCUAAAUGUAAAGGAUGGGAUCAUGGACAUGAUCACUAUAACCCAGCCAUCAAUAAAACGUAUAUCAUGUAGUUCAAGUUCCUGACUGGAGUGUUGGACUUCCAGGGGGUUCCAUCUUCAACCUACAAAUGAGUGAAGUUACAUGUAGACACAGAUCUAGGAUCAGCUUACCCGCCCUUAACUUGAACCAUUGGUGGGGGGGGGGGGACUUCUUCCUAUUCUGUAACUUCCAAUCACAUAUCCAGGGAUUACAUUGUGCUAUAAUAAUGGACAUCCUUUAUUAAUCUGAGGCAAAGAAAAAAUACACUUUCAAUGUGAUGAACAGCAAAACUGUUGCUCUCUGUCUAAAUGUGAUUUCAUUCACUGGACUUAACUGGAGAGAGAUUCCUUUACAUGUAAUUUCCUAUUUCCUCUGAGUUCAUUUAAAAAAAAAUAUAUAUAUAUAUAUAUAUAUAUAUACACACACUACUAGGUCUUCUGGAUGUUAUGUUUCUGUGCAUUAUGUGUGUUGAAUCAACCUAUGUGUCUUUCAGAAGUUUGGCCUUCGGUGGAGGCAGUGACUUUACAGUAUGUCUUACUAACGCAUUAGAUGAGUUUCUGUGUAACUUGUCUCAAUUUCAUGUUUGUAAUGUUGAUUAUCUAUUGAGUGCAAUAAACCCAACAUUGAUGAAGA
Messenger RNA from Oncorhynchus mykiss (rainbow trout), 3565 nucleotides. RefSeq names its product tripartite motif containing 32 (gene trim32). The record is from RefSeq and is a predicted model, not a curated record. NCBI's taxonomy places the organism in Eukaryota, Metazoa, Chordata, Actinopteri, Salmoniformes, Salmonidae. Gene Ontology annotation, molecular function: zinc ion binding; protein binding.